AUGGAGUAUCAUGUACAGCCGCAAUCUCGAAGUCAUGGGGAUGCCAACCGUGAUGUCCAUCACACACUUGUAAUUUUACUAUGUAUCUCUGGACAGCUCUCUCUAAGUUCUACUACUACUCCUAUAUCUGAUUUGUACUACUACGCUGGCACCAAGACCGUGUCCGCCUCGCUGUGGUGGGACACCUUCGUCGCCCUCUGCGACGACCUCGGUCACGCCGCCGCCUCCCCCUCCACUGCCGUCUCCGAGGCCCUUGCAGAGCGUAUCAAGGGCCACCACGCGUGGCUCCGCGGGGCGGUCUCGAUGUUUGGGAAGUCAAACGGUGCCUCGAGGGCCGUGCUGGACGCGGGCCAGGUCGCCGUGGGGGAGCACCGCCUGGCCAUCAAGCCCGACCUCAAGGAGGCCACGCUUCACGCAAGCAAGUCCCUCGACCUAGACGAGGUACAGUCGUACAUCCUCGUGAAACGAUCUUCAGAGAGCACCCCAACGACCCGUGAUGCUGACCCAAAGAAGCUCCUUCACCCUCAUUUCCCACUAUGGUUCCAAAAUGUAGAGCAAUACCGAACUGCACUGGGACAAAGUCGGGUCCAUUUUCAAUUUAGAAGGGACCUUCGAUGA
Messenger RNA from Triticum urartu, 618 nucleotides. NCBI's taxonomy places the organism in Eukaryota, Viridiplantae, Streptophyta, Magnoliopsida, Poales, Poaceae. The record is from RefSeq and is a predicted model, not a curated record.